AUGCCCUCCGAUGCCUCCGCCUCCGCCUCCGCCUGCGCUUCAGCCCCAGAAGCCUCGACGGCUGCGGCGCAACGCUCUCCGACAAACUCGGUUGACCUUCCGCUGUCCCGCUCGCACUCGCAGCAAGCUUCCCUCGAUACAACUGCGCACUCAGAUUCGCACGAUUUGCCUCAACCUAGUCUUGCGCCUUCCAUAAAGCCACGCAUCAGCAGCAUGGCACGCCCCCUGUCAUCCAGCUCACAUUCAACCAGCGACGAUGGCAAAGAGCUCGACCUGACCCAAGCUGGUUCAGACGACAUACACCCCAUCAUGGACUCCUCGGCCAGGUACAACAGCAUCGACACAUACAACCUCAGCACGCUAUCUUUCACCGUCGAUUCCAGCUCUCCAGACCACACUGCACCAUCACGCUACGUCAACUUGGUACGUCCCGCCCGACCUGCCUCCCACAUCGUCGAGGUACAUGUUCAUCACUUUGUAGCAUCCUCUGACUUUUUUUUUCGUUUGCUCCGCUUGAUCCAGGGUAUGACAAGACCACUUUCUCACAUCCCCGACGAUCAAAAGGUCAAUCCACGUGGCAUACGCGACAUCUUUGGCAUCCCCGCGUCGCUAGUCGGCUCGGCAACCAGCAUGAACGGCUCCACCACAGCAACUUCGGAGGCGAACAACUUCUUCACCAACCCAUACUCGUGGGACACCAUGGAUGGAAAGGAAGAGCCGGACGACGCCUUGCACGACCCGAACUCUUCGCACGAUGCUCCCGACGGAUGCUUCGGAGGCGCCCUCGGUACCAGAGGCCUGCUCAACGUUGGCGUGCUCGUCGUCCUCGCCCUCGCACUAGUCGCCCUCUUCGGUGGAUACCCCGUCAUCGCCUACCUCAACAGGCAUCACGAGAGCACAAAAGGUGGCUUCAACCUCGGCGGAGUCAACGCCUCGGGCCAAAUCGCCAGCAUACCCGGUCUGCGAUCCUCUCUGAUCGACCCAGACACGCCCGAGGACGCCUAUACCACACUCAGCCCCGACGGCACAAAGAACAUGAAGCUCGUCUUCUCCGACGAGUUCAACACCGACGGACGCUCCUUCUACCCGGGCGACGAUCCCUUUUGGGAGGCCUCCGACCUGCACUACUGGGCGACAAACAACUACGAGUGGUAUUCGCCCGAGGCCGUCACCACCGCAAACGGAUCGCUGCAAAUCACGCUCGCCGAGGUCGAGACCAACAAUCUCAACUUCCGCGGAGGAUUCCUCAGCUCGUGGAACAAAUUUUGCUUCACCGGCGGCUAUCUCGUGGCCAGCGUCCAGCUGCCCGGCUCCCCCCACGUCCCGGGUCUCUGGCCCGCCUUCUGGACCAUGGGCAACCUCGGACGCGCCGGAUACGGAGCCACCACCGACGGAACUUGGCCCUACUCGUACAGCGCAUGCGACGUCGGCACUUUGAUGAACCAGACCGACGCCAACGGCCAGCCCGCAGCCGCCGCCAUCGGUGGAGACGUCAUGUGGAAUCGCAAAGCCGAGUCCAAGGCGCUGUCCUUCCUCCCAGGCCAGCGACUCUCGGCAUGCACCUGCGCCGGCGAGGACCAUCCCGGUCCCAUCCUCAAGGACGGAAGCCUGCGCGGACGCAGUGCCCCCGAGAUCGACGUCUUCGAGGCCCAGGUCGACGGCACGCUCGGCCUCACUGUCUCCCAGUCGAUGCAGACGGCCCCUUUCAACAUGUUUUACAACGUGACCAACUCGACAGGCCUAGCAUACGAGUUCUUUCAGCCGACGUCGCACCUCAACCUGUACAAUGGCCAGAACGACCAACAGGCACUUAGUGGCAUCUCGCUCGCGUCGCAGCGUGCAGUGCAGCUGGGUGGAGACAAGACCUUUUCGACGUAUGGCUUCGAGUACGAGCCUGGACCGACUGGGUACAUCGACUGGAUCUCGGACAGCAAGCGGGCCUGGAAGGUGCAUGCGGCGGCGCUCGAGGCGGACCCGGUGUCGCAGAUCAGCGACCGACCGAUUCCCGAGGAGCCGAUGUACAUCAUCUUCAACCUCGGCAUCAGCGAGAACUUUGGCACGCCCGACUGGCGCCGGCUGCGCUUCCCCGCCGUGAUGCAGGUGGACUGGGUGCGCGUGUAUCAGGACCCGGACGCGGAAAACGUCGGGUGUGACCCCAAGGACUUUCCCACGGCCGACUACAUUGAGCGCCACAAGGCGGCUUACUACAAUGCCAACUACACCGUCUGGGGCGGCACGGCCGACGAGGGCGGCUACGGUGCGCUCUGGCCGCGCAACCGCCUCUACCCGGACGGAUGCGCCGCACCCACCAGCACCCAGCCCGGCUCGCCCGUCCAGCCAUACCAGCAUGCGAGCCCUGUGCCGUCGAGCCAGAUCGCCGUCGGCCAGAACUGA
Molecule: messenger RNA, 2394 nt
Organism: Moesziomyces antarcticus
Lineage: Eukaryota; Fungi; Basidiomycota; Ustilaginomycetes; Ustilaginales; Ustilaginaceae
Product: glycoside hydrolase family 16 protein
Exons: 1
Coding region: 1-2394 (797 amino acids)
Biological process (GO): (1->6)-beta-D-glucan biosynthetic process; fungal-type cell wall organization
Cellular component (GO): endoplasmic reticulum membrane; plasma membrane
Molecular function (GO): glucosidase activity
Source: RefSeq, a predicted model, not a curated record